Molecule: messenger RNA, 3049 nt
Organism: Diprion similis
Lineage: Eukaryota; Metazoa; Arthropoda; Insecta; Hymenoptera; Diprionidae
Gene: Sec23
Product: protein transport protein Sec23A
Exons: 10
Coding region: 218-2545 (775 amino acids)
Biological process (GO): intracellular protein transport; COPII-coated vesicle budding; endoplasmic reticulum to Golgi vesicle-mediated transport
Cellular component (GO): COPII vesicle coat; endoplasmic reticulum exit site
Molecular function (GO): zinc ion binding; GTPase activator activity
Source: RefSeq, a predicted model, not a curated record
ACGCGUUCUUCAAAGUGACGUGGCCUCAACUGACGGGUGUGCGAGCUUCCAGCAUCGUUACUAGUGUUUCCUCAUUUUUAAUAAAACAAUGUAUUAACCAGCCCCGAGGAUACUCUCGAAACCGUUUCGUAAGAUUGUUCCUGACAAGAUUCCAUUGUAUUCUCAAAAUUGGCAGCUGUCAGGUCUUUGCUCAGACUGAGAUAAAUCCCAGAACGAUAUGACGACGUAUGAAGAAUUUAUUCAACAAAACGAAGAUCGGGACGGAGUAAGGUUCACGUGGAACGUAUGGCCGUCGUCUCGAAUCGAAGCUACACGUCUUGUGGUUCCAUUGGGGACACUGUACCAGCCGAUAAAAGAGCGCCCAGACCUUCCGCCUAUUCAGUACGAUCCAGUACUGUGCACAAGAUCGACGUGCAGGGCGAUUUUGAAUCCACUUUGCCAGGUAGAUUACCGUGCCAAGCUCUGGGUCUGCAACUUCUGCUUCCAGAGAAACCCCUUCCCUCCACAGUAUGCAGCCAUUUCGGAACAGCAUCAGCCUGCUGAGUUGAUACCGAUGUUUUCUACCAUCGAGUAUACCAUUACCAGAGCGCAGUGUCUGCCACCGAUAUUCUUGCUUGUUGUGGAUACGUGUCUCGACGAAGAAGAACUGGGUGCUCUGAAGGAUUCGCUGCAGAUGUCACUUUCGCUCCUUCCACCUAAUGCGCUGAUCGGCUUGAUCACCUUUGGAAAAAUGGUUCAAGUUCACGAGCUGGGCUGCGAGGGGUGCAGUAAAAGUUAUGUAUUCCGGGGGACCAAGGAUCUCCAACCGAAACAGGUCCAGGAUAUGUUGGGUAUCGGAAGACCAGUCCCAGGGCAAAAUCCAAAUCCGCAAAGAGUACCUGGUGGUCAACCCCUUUCUCCAGCCAAUAGAUUUCUUCAGCCUGUCCAGAAAUGCGAUAUGAGCUUGACGGAUUUGCUAGGAGAGUUACAGAAAGAUCCGUGGCCUGUAGGUCCUGGAAAGCGACCCCUAAGAUCAACUGGCGUUGCUCUAGCUGUUGCAACCGGGCUGCUAGAAGCAAGUUACGCCAAUACCGGUGGGAGGAUCAUGUUGUUCGUGGGCGGAUUGUGCAGUCAAGGUCCAGGUCAAGUUGUCACCGACGAUUUGCGUCAGCCGAUUCGAUCCCAUCAUGACAUCCACAAAGACAAUGCUAAGUACAUGAAGAAAGCAACGAAGCACUACGACAGCUUAGCUGCACGUGCAGCUGCAAACGGUCACAUAAUCGAUAUAUACUCUUGUGCUCUGGACCAGACCGGACUACUAGAAAUGAGACAAUGUUGUAAUUCAACGGGAGGACACAUGGUUAUGGGAGAUUCUUUCAAUUCUUCACUCUUCAAACAAACGUUCCAACGUGUUUUUGCCAAGGAUCCAAAAGGAGAUUUGAAAAUGGCAUUUAAUGCAACACUGGAGGUAAAAACGUCAAGAGAAAUCAAAGUAUCCGGAGCAAUUGGUCCGUGUGUAUCGCUCAAUGUCAAAGGUCCUAGCGUCGGUGAACAAGAAGUUGGUUUAGGUGGUACUUGCCAGUGGAAGUUUUGUUCACUCAACCCUUCCACUACGACAGCUUUAUUCUUUGAAGUUGUUAAUCAACACGCCGCACCCAUACCCCAGGGCGGAAGAGGGUGCAUCCAGUUCAUCACGCAGUAUCAACACAGUAGUGGACAAAGGAGAAUCAGGGUCACUACUAUUGCCAGAAACUGGGCGGACGCGUCUACAUCAUUGCAUCACGUCAGUGCAGGCUUUGAUCAAGAGGCUGCGGCAGUUCUCAUGUCUCGGCUUGCUGUGUUUAGAGCUGAGACAGACGAUGGACCGGAUGUUCUUAGAUGGGUGGAUAGGAUGCUCAUUAGACUCUGUCAAAAGUUUGGAGAGUAUGCGAAGGAUGAUCCAAACAGUUUUAGAUUGGCAGAGAACUUUUCGCUGUACCCGCAAUUCAUGUAUCAUCUCAGAAGAUCUCAGUUUCUUCAAGUUUUUAACAACUCCCCGGAUGAGACCAGUUUCUAUAGGCACAUGCUUAUGAGAGAAGACCUGACAAAUUCUCUCAUCAUGGUACAGCCAAUCUUGUACAGCUACGGGUUUGGAGGUCCCCCAGAACCUGUCCUAUUAGACACAUCGUCGAUCCAACCGGACAGAAUCCUGCUCAUGGACACUUUCUUCCAGAUCCUUAUUUUCCAUGGAGAGAGGAUAGCUCAGUGGCGUCAACUGAAAUACCAAGAUCAACCGGAAUAUGAAAACUUUCGUCAGCUACUGGCAGCCCCUGUAGACGACGCAGCAGAAAUUCUGGCUGGGAGAUUCCCAGCUCCUCGGUAUAUCGAUACUGAACAAGGAGGUUCCCAAGCAAGGUUUCUUCUCAGUAAAGUCAAUCCGAGCCAAACUCACAAUAAUAUGUAUGCCUAUGGAGCGGGGACGCCGAUGCCCAAUGGGGAAAAUGGAGCACCUGUGUUAACAGACGACGUCAGUCUUCAAGUAUUUAUGGAGCACUUGAAAAAGUUGGCCGUAUCCUCCACAGCGUAGAUUAGGAAUUUAUACCUAAGGAAGAUUAGGCAUCAAAUUAUUUUGUAUUAAACAAAUUAUAAUUUAAUAAUCAUUUAAAUGGUUUGUAAGUAUAGCAAUUGAUAGACUUUAUAAAUGAUAUUAACGGAAUUCUUUCUGGAGGGAGUUUGAAAUUUCGUGCUUUAUUCUUGGUUCAUUCGACAAUAUAAUUUGUAAAGGAAACAUGUGAAUCCUGAAUAUAGAUAACACUAAACAUGUCGCAUAUAAUGUAAUCAUUUAUCCUUAAGCAUUCCAAAGCAGGAUCGACACUACCUUCUAUGUUUUAUUAAAUCAAAAUACCAAUAUUACAGGGUUUCACGAACUUCAUCAUUCUGACCUAGGAAUAAUAAAUGACAUACCCGAGAUUGUUAUAAUUACUGUAUGUAUGUACAUUCAUUAUAUAGUUAUGAAUAAUUGAUUGAUAAUAAUUAUCUACCUGAAAUUUCCCCUCAACUUAUCGACCAUAAAAAUUGAGCCCUGAAAUUA